Molecule: messenger RNA, 423 nt
Organism: Psylliodes chrysocephalus
Lineage: Eukaryota; Metazoa; Arthropoda; Insecta; Coleoptera; Chrysomelidae
Source: the annotation of a GenBank genome assembly
AUGGAUCAAUCUGAUGAAUAUGUACCUGAGGAGCAUUCUGUAGGUAGUAAUGAUGAACCUUCUGAUUUAGAAAAUCAGAAUCCUAGAGAGGUAAGAGAACAAAUUAGAAAUGAGACUGACACUGUGGAAGAUGUGGAAAAUAACAAUAAAGAAAAAAAGAAGUGUUUAUGUAAAGGAAGAUGCAUUAUAUUGCAAAAUAAAAAGAACAGGGAAUUUGGUAGGGCUUACCAAAGCAAAAAAAAGGAGGAAGCUAGAAGCGAAAAAGGCGGGGAUAAACUCUUUGAGAAUGAUGUAGUUCUGACAGUCGAUUUGCAAUCAGUAUUACUUGCCCCGAAAGCCAAAGUAACACUAGUGUAUUAUAAGACCAAGCUUGCUGUGCACAAUUAUACUCUUUAUGAUAUAAAGUCAAAUGAUGGCUAUUGA